GCACAGUCUCCUCAGUCCAAAGCCUAUCAAUGGCUCAUCAGCAACCAAAACUCCUCUCAAGAAUUACCUAGGUGGAGACUAACACAAAGGUUUGCCCUUAGCCACAUUCUACUUUUCUACGAGGGGAGACCAUUGGGUUAGCCAUCGUGGAUGGCUCGAUUGGGCGACAAAUGAAUGCAACUGGGAACAAGUCUACGUUUUACCAAAUAGCACUCCAGAAAUGACCUGCAAUGAGAAGGGAGAAAUCACAGUAGUGACAAUUGAGAGGACCAACAACCUGGAGGGAACCAUUCCACCAGAGAUCUCAUUGCUCGGGAACAGUCUCGAGUCUUUCAUGUUGUAUCGACAACUGACAUUGACAGGAAGUAUCCCAACUGAGGUCGGACUGCUAACAAAAUUGACUCGAUUACUUUUGAGUGUAACAAGCAUUAUUGGAACACUCCCAACAGAGCUCGGGUUGUUGCAGGAUCUAGAGGAGAUCACGAUUCUUGAGUCACACCGAAUCUCUGGAUCAUUGCCUUCAGAGCUUGGCAAGUUAGUCAGGCUAUCGGCAUUGCAUGUGGCCCGAACCAAUCUAGCAGGUUUAGUUCCUGUUGAAAUUUUCCAAUUGCAUGGUCUUAGGUAUCUCACCAUUGAGGAGUGUCCUGGUUUGAUCACUGAAUGUGCUCUUGAACAAGUUGUUUGCAAUAUGCAGCAGCUGGUAUCUUUUUCCUUGUCAAGCCGAAGUUUUGGAGCAGCCAUUUCAAUUCCAUCUGAAAUUGGCAAUCUCACAGAACUUCAACUCCUUAGGCUUCACGAUUGGAGAAUUCAUGGCGCUCUCCCAAGUGAGCUUGGGAAGUUGACAAAGCUGGUCGCCCUAGACGUUUCCGGCAACUCCAUCUUUGGAACGCUGCCACAUGAGUUGUUUGCACUGACCUAUCUGUACAGUUUACUGGUUGGCUCCAACCAGUUGGAGGGGACACUGCCACUUGAUCUUUUCACCAACUUGGCAAGGUUAGAGUACCUAAACAUGAAUGGCAACCACUUUUCAGGUACAGUUCCAACUGAGGUUGGCCUGCUGUCUAGUCUUGUGAAACUUGAAUUGCAGAAUACCAGCCUCUCUGGCACAAUACCCACCGAGCUAGUUGCCCUGGAAAACAUGACGAGCUUGGCAAUCAAAAAUACAUCUUUAUCGGGCAGCAUCCCUGAAGAGCUGUGCGAGAAGUUGUACCAAAAGCAAUGGCAAUGCCAUCAAGUUGCACCCUGUCAACUUCUACCUGUUAAAACCAACACAUCAGAAUGCCAUGGAACUGGUCUGUGUGGAUGUGAUUGUGGUCCUUGUCCAUGAGAAGUCUGGUAGAAAGUGCCAGCUCUACCGUAGAGUUUCAAGAUAGUGAAUUCCUUUCAAACACAUCAAAUAAGGUGUUGGCCUGAUGAGGAAUACUUUUACUUGCUCACGAGUUUUCAAUAGCAGCAUCAACCCACCCAGUGGCUGGAUUGGGAGGAUGCUAGUAGGUGAUCUGCAAUAGUUAGUCGUCAGAUGCAACAGCUGCAAUUGCGACCAAAACUACUAGCUACUAACUAACUAACUAGCUGGCUGGCUGACCAAUUAACCAGCUGGGGCUGUACGCUGUAUUCCCGAUGAAACAAUCUGUUUCAAACGAGCUGAAGUUGUGCAUAUCAGAGCAAGGGAUUCGAUUCAUCAAGGGCUUGACUUCGUUUGCGACUUGGACCUUGUACAUGUACUCGUACCGCUGGC
Seminavis robusta is the source of this 1738-nucleotide messenger RNA. Lineage: Eukaryota; Bacillariophyta; Bacillariophyceae; Naviculales; Naviculaceae. The record is from the annotation of a GenBank genome assembly.